GUGGUGUCGUAGUUUCGGUAGGCAGAAAAGGUUUGUUGUGUUAAACCGAUGCCGGCUGAAAACCCUCCCUGCUUUAAAACAAUAAAAGUGGAGUUAACGCGGAGCGCGACAAGCCGCCAACAAAAGGAAUAAGAUGACCGAAGGCCGUGUAUGCCAAGUGCAACUUCUCGAUGACAGGAAACUAGAGCUGCUGGUACAGCCCAAGCUCUUGUCCCGUGAGCUGCUGGAUUUGGUGUCCUCACAUUUUAAUCUGAAGGAGAAAGAGUACUUCGGCUUAUGCUUCAUAGAUGACACUGGGCAGAAUAACUGGCUUCAGCUGGAUCGCAGGGUCCUCGACCAUAACUUCUCCAAGAAGACCGGGCCUUUGGAGCUCAGGUUCCUGGUGCGGUUUUACAUUGAGAGGAUCACAUUCUUGAAAGAGAACACAACGGUGGAGCUGUUCUUCCUGAAUGCUAAGUCAUUAGUAUUUAAUGAGACCAUCGAAGUGGAGAGCGAACAUGUGUUCAAGUUAGCUGCGUUCGCAUUGCAAGAAGCCAAAGGAGAACACACAAGUGUUGAGGCUGCCAGAUCAGACCUUAAGCAGCUCCCAGUUCUGCCCACCAGAGUCCUGAGGGAGCACCCAUCUCUGGCUUAUUGUGAAGACAGAGUGAUUGAGCAUUACAAGAAGCUGAAGGGGUUGAGCAGAGGACAAGCCAUUGUUCAGUAUCUGGCUUUAGUGGAGUCCCUGCCGACAUAUGGAGUCCAUUAUUACCCAGUAAAGGACAAGCAGGGCAUACCGUGGUGGUUGGGAGUCAGCUACAAAGGAAUCGGCCAAUACGAUUUACAGGAUAAACUUAAACCAAGAAAGCUGUUUCAGUGGAAGCAGUUGGAGAACCUGUAUUUCCGUGAGAAGAAAUUUGCCGUGGAAGUGAAUGACCCACACAGAAGGACAGUGACCAAGCGUACUUUUGGACAGACUGGCCUGAUCAUCCACACAUGGUAUGCGAGCCACUCUCUGAUUAAAACCAUCUGGGUGAUGGCCAUUAGUCAGCACCAGUUUUACCUGGACAGGAAACAGAGCAAAUCAAAGAUUACCAUGACCAGAAGUUCAGGAGACAUCGCCGUGGACCUCACAGAGACCUGUGCACCACGAAUCAGUAAACUGUCGAGCAUUGAGAGCAAAGACCAGCUCAUCAUGGCCAGCAACGGGAGCCUCAUCUCAGCUGGUUCCGCCGACUCUGAAGUCAGUGAAGAGCAGAAAAAAGAGAAGAUUGCUGAACUGAAAAAGAAAGAGAAGGACCUUCAAGACACACUGACUAAGAAACUGAAUGAACUGAAGAAGAUAUGCAUGAGAGAAGCUGAGCUCACAGGCCGGCUACCUAAGGAGUAUCCUUUGGCAACAGGAGAAAGGGCCCCCCAAGUACGACGCCGUGUGGGAACUGCUUUUAAACUAGAUGACCUUUUCCCAUAUGAUAAGGAUCCUCACCUGCGUAACCUGGAGAGCAGGUUUGCACUGCAGCAGAAGAUUGUGGAGGCAGCCAUGAAGCUAGCCAGUGAAGAUGACCUGUGUAAGACCGUCAAGAAAAAGAGGAGAAACAACUGCCUAGAUGCAAUGAGGAAGCUGCAGGAGAUUGAGGAAGAGAUCAAUGAGUAUAGGAUCAAGAUGGGAAAGAAACCCACACAGAGAGCCUCUCUUAUCAUAGCAGAUGAUGUGAACCCUUUGGAGCUCAGCUCACUGUCUGACAGCCUCACACUGGAUGAUGAUGACGAGCUAGGUUCCCAUAGGCAGCGGUCAAGGUCGGUCCAGUAUUCUCCCAGGCCUCACCAUUCAGACACUCUGAAUAUCCAUUACCAUCAAGAGAGACGAGUCUCUGCCAAUGAACAGAACACGCACAGCAGAUUAAAUUAUGGCCAAGGCCAAGAAUCACUCCAUUCCAAUCACCGUGAUGCCUUAUCAAGCCAAAGCAGCCCGUAUAAGCCAACCUCCAGACAACCACGUGAUGCACGCAGCAUGCCUCCAACACCUCUCCUUACCCGCAAUGCCUACAGCAGUACCCAGCUCAGGUCAGAGGAUGGCCCUCAACAUUUCCGGCAGCGGAGUGGAAGUCUGGAGUCCCAAUCCCAGUUCCUGACUGAGAGUGAGCCCCCUGCGCCAAGUUUUGCCUUUCCUCCAGCUCGACGUAGCAACAGCACGGAGGUCCUGGAUGACGGCUCUUCCUAUACUAGCCAAUCUAGUGUGGAGUACAGUGCCCCUGGUAACCACACCCAUCGCCGCAGGGUCCGUGGGCGCCACAAGAAGGAUAUCUACGCAAAUACAGGUAGCAUGCCCAACCUGGCCCAGCCGGACACCCGUCAGACACCCACCGGCCAUGGUUACCAGCCUCGGGGACGGCCCACCACAACAGCCUACUAUGUGACAGGUUACCCCAGCUACACAGAACCAGAACCAUACUCCAAUGGAGUCUACAUGUAUGAUAAUGAGAUGGAGGGACAUUACAGUGUCAGUCAGUCUUACCACCCUGUGCCAACAACCUAUCACAGCCAGGAUAUGUAUGGUCGAUAUGGAAAUGAUGAGAUUGACAGCAUGUCACAGAACCCUUACGCCACACUGCGGCCGCCAAGGAACCGUCCAGUUCCCCGGAACAAUGAGCAGGUGACUAAGGACAUCAAGAAAGCCAUAGUGGCUGAACACUUGAGGGGCUGGUACCAUCGUAAUGCUGGGAGCAAGCAGGCAGCAUAUGACUAUGACUAUGACAGAGGCUCCCAGCAAAGCCUAGGCUACCAGACCAUGCCUGCACCCUACAGCCACAACACCAGGACAGUGCCCUACUCAACAGCCUCUACUGGAAACUGGCACGGGCACAUGAAUGUUGGCACAGUGGAAUACGACAUUCCCAUGCACACGCAGCAGCCCUACGCUUACAGCACACCUCACUACAGCUACCCCACACACAACAGAUGUCCCACAGAGUUUGAGUGGCGGAGCUGUGAUAGGACGGUGUGCCCUGCAGGGCCAUUAGAGAUGUGUGGUGCUGUUGUCUAUCCUCCUGCUCCCCAAUAACUAGAGGCACAGCACGAAAGAAAGGAUCCUACGUCGAUGUCAACCAAAUGGACUCGCCCAUCAGCAGCCAAAUGGACAGCAGGUUGAACGCAGAGGAAGGGAUUCACUGGCAUGAAAAUUCAAAACCAGGAACGAUAGUAUAAUCAC
Molecule: messenger RNA, 3187 nt
Organism: Lampris incognitus (smalleye Pacific opah)
Lineage: Eukaryota; Metazoa; Chordata; Actinopteri; Lampriformes; Lampridae
Gene: frmd4ba
Product: FERM domain containing 4Ba
Exons: 24
Coding region: 134-3040 (968 amino acids)
Biological process (GO): establishment of epithelial cell polarity
Cellular component (GO): adherens junction; bicellular tight junction; cytoskeleton
Molecular function (GO): cytoskeletal protein binding
Source: RefSeq, a predicted model, not a curated record